Leishmania major strain Friedlin is the source of this 2427-nucleotide messenger RNA. RefSeq lists its product as hypothetical. Gene Ontology annotation, cellular component: preribosome, large subunit precursor; PeBoW complex. The record is from RefSeq and is a predicted model, not a curated record. The transcript has a single exon. Gene Ontology annotation, molecular function: protein binding; ribonucleoprotein complex binding. Gene Ontology annotation, biological process: maturation of LSU-rRNA from tricistronic rRNA transcript (SSU-rRNA, 5.8S rRNA, LSU-rRNA); ribosome biogenesis. The coding region runs from base 1 to 2427 and encodes 808 amino acids. Lineage: Eukaryota; Euglenozoa; Kinetoplastea; Trypanosomatida; Trypanosomatidae.
AUGACGUCGCCAAAGGGCAAGCCGUCGCCGAAGCGUAGUGCGCCUGCUCCCGCAACUGCAGCUCUUACCCCAUGCGCAGAAGAACGCACGGAGGGUGCCACCAGCAGCGCCAGUGCGAGCGCGAGCAGCCACAUCAGUUCCAGCUUCGAUAGCCCCCGCGACGACACGGUGGUGCUCACUGGGUACACAGCCGAGAGCGAGCACAGCGCGCACGGCUACGAGCGCCUUCACGACAUUAUCCUGCAAGGCAGCGACACCGACGCCGACAGCGAGGAUGGCAGGGCGAACGAGGAUGAUGUCAUCCUCUUCCCGCACGCUGAGGAGCUCUCGAACGCCGCUGCCGGUGUCGGCGGUGAUGACGACAACGGCCGUGUAGUGCGUCUGGGAACGACACAGCACCUCGACGAGUCGGACAGCAGCGAGGACGAGCCGACGCUGAACCGCGUCGGCGACAUUCCGCUGGAGUGGUACAAGGAUGAGGACCACAUCGGCUACGACAUCGAGGGUAAGAAGCUCAUGAAGAAGGAGCGAUCUGCGCUGGAGCGGCUGCUGGAGGCGACGGACGAUCCAAACGCGAUGCGCACCAUCUACGACGCCCUGCACGACGAGAAGAAGACGCUGUCGAACGCUGACUUGCAACUCAUCUUCAACCUGCAGCGCAACCGCACAACGAACCCCAACUACGAUAUGUACUCGGAGGUGCAGGAGGACACAGUCGUCUUUGAUCCGCUCAACCACCCGCUCGCCCGCAGUGGUGGCCCGUCGAAGAAGGCGUUCGUGCCGGCACUGCACGACAUGAAGGUGAUCGCAAAGAUGGUGCGGCGCCUGCGCAAGGAGGAAGCGGAGCGCAGGCUGCGCCCGGCCAAGGAAGAGAAGGAGGAAGAAGAUCAGCUUCUCUGGGACGACAGCCACGUGGAGAUGGACACGCACACGCACUUCAAGUACUUCAACCGCAUUCCAAAGCCGAAGCUUCCGCCGCCGGGCACGUUCGAGAGUUACCGCCCACCGCCUGAGUACCUGCCGAGUGAGCGGGCAAAGCAGCGCCAGGCUCGCCUGCGCACCAUCGAUCGCAAGGAGCACUUUCUGCCGCAGUCCUUCGACGCCUUGCGCCACGUUCCCUUCUAUCACCACACCAUCCAAGAUCGCUACCAGCGCUGCCUCGACCUCGCUUUCUUCCCUCGUGCGCAGCGCACGCGUCUUGUGGUGGACCCUGACAAGCUGCUGCCGGAGCUGCCGGACCCGAAGGACCUGCGGCCGUACCCGGAGAAGCUCUCCUUUCACUACAAGGGGCACACAGCGACAGUGCGUAGCGUGUCGGUGAGCCCGAAUGGGCAAUACCUCGCAACCGGCUGUGACGACCAUCUCGUGCGCGUCUUCGAGGUGCAGACGGGCCGUCUCAUGAAGCGGUACGACAUGGGGGCGCCAGUGCAGCAGGUGGAGUUCUGCCCCUCCACGUCCCUCAACAUCCUCGCUGUCGCGGUGGAGUACAGCCUCGUGUUCAUUGUGCCGACCUUCGCGGCUCAUACCCUGGUGAACGACCACACGAUUCGCUUCCUGCGCGCACCAGGGCUGUCGGCGGGUCAGCGGGAGGCGGCGCACGCGCUUGGUGCUGUGGACACGCUCGGCGGUCGCGCGGUGACGCAGACGGCACUCGACGCGGACGAGACGGCGCACGAGGCGACGGCCGACCUGCACGAUAUCGAGGAGCGCGAGAAGCGCGCCGAGUUUGUCGAUGCCAGCGCUAAGGAGCGCAAUGCAGGUAUCGUGGUGAAGAUCGCGAUGCACGCCAAGGUGAAGAAGUUCUGCUUCCACAUCAAGGGCGACUACCUGUGCGCUCUGUGUCCCAAGGAUCACGUGAAGUACCGCCAGACAAUCAUGCUUCAGCUCUCGAAGCGCAAGGUAUUCUGUCCGUUCCGCAAGUUCUCUGAAGUUGUCACGGACUGCCGCUUCCACCCGCGGGAGCCCAUCUUCUUCCUCGCGACGACCAACUCCGUGCGGUGUUACAACCUUAUGGCGCACCGGCUGCAGCGGCGCUUCAAGGCCUCAGGCGGUGUCACGACGUGCCUGUCCAUCCAUCCCGAGGGCGACAACUUCCUCGUCGGUGACACGACCAGUCACACGUCGUGGUUUGACAUGGACUUCUCCGACAAGCCGUACAAGCGGAUGCGCUCGCACAAGGGCGUCGUGAACGCGCUCGCCUUUCACCCCAAAACGAACGCCUACCCGCUCUUCGCCACGGGCGCCUCGGAUGGCCAGGUGCACGUGUUUCACGGCAUGGUGUACGACGACUACAACAAGAACGCGCUGGUCGUGCCAGUGAAGAUCCUGAAGCAUCAGCGGCCGGUGUACGCUGUGGCGUGGCAUCCCACGCUUGCGUGGCUCUUUACGUCCACCGAAGACGGCGUGGUGACGGCGUGGACAGAGUGA